Messenger RNA from Anguilla anguilla (European eel), 2302 nucleotides. Its product is annotated as guanine nucleotide-binding protein G(I)/G(S)/G(O) subunit gamma-2-like. The transcript is spliced from 3 exons. Gene Ontology annotation, molecular function: G-protein beta-subunit binding. The record is from RefSeq and is a predicted model, not a curated record. Gene Ontology annotation, cellular component: heterotrimeric G-protein complex. The coding region runs from base 331 to 555 and encodes 74 amino acids. Gene Ontology annotation, biological process: G protein-coupled receptor signaling pathway. Lineage: Eukaryota; Metazoa; Chordata; Actinopteri; Anguilliformes; Anguillidae.
CACAUGACUGGAAGGGUCUUCCCUGCUGCUAUAAAUUUACUCCAGCAGGGCUGAAGACACGUAGGGCGGUGCAGGGUUGAAAGCGAAUUUAUCAUUUGGCUAAUACGCUCUGCAUCGACUGGCGGCGUGUUGCGUUAUGACGAGAAGUAGUCUGAAGAGUUAUUGAAUUAUUUCCUGUGAUUGAUUGGAUUGUGUUUUCCUAAUUAGGAAGAAAGUGAUGCGUAGGUUUUAAAUAUUUCUGCAUAUCCAGACUACUGAAUCUUGCGUUCGUGGGACUCCGUAUUUGUUGGAAAACACUGGGUAACCGACAAUCCAAUUCAGGACGCCACCAUGAAUGACAGCGUGUCCAACUGUACUGCCAGUAUCGCACAGGCGAGGAAGACUGUGGAGCAACUCAAAAUGGAAACCUUUGUUGAAAGGAUAAAGGUGUCUAAAGCGGCGGCCGAUCUGAUAGCAUACUGCCAGGCUCAUAUAGAAGAUGAUCCUCUCAUCCUGCCUCUGCCCAUCUCUGAAAAUCCCUUCUGCCAGAAAAGGCUCUUCUGCACCAUCCUUUGAGGGCUGUGGCCCCCCUUCACUGCUGGAACCCAUGACACCUGACUCCCACAUUGUAGGGGUGGGGCCGUGACCCUGGCAUCCCGACCAGCCUGAAGCAUUAUGGGUAACACACCCAAGUUAUGAACAGGUGGUGCACAUGCCAUUUUGGUCCAUUAUGGUUUUGUAUUUUAUUUAGCCUUCGGUAUUGAGGAAUAAAGUUGUUCUCUUGUUUGAGAUUAGUUUUUUUUUUAUUUUUUUAGAGCAAAUAGCAAAUUUUUUGCAUGCCUUGGAGCUAAGGCCAGAGGAGGGAUUUCCAGAAAAUACAGUAUUUUUCAGUUGACACUUAAACAGUUAUCAUCCUGCUACUUUGCUGUUUAGACAAAUGAUGGCAGAGAAGACAUAUUGAUAUUUGUAGUUUUUAAGAAAUUGCUACUGAUUAUAUUCAGUAAAAUCAGGAAUGUAAGCACGACAUUGAGUGUUAUCUGUUAUGCAGCGUUUCUGAUUAUUGGACAUGUGGUUUAUCACACACUGUGUUUGUGAUGAACCUCAGGUCAUCUUUCAAUGGUCUAUAUAUUUGUCCGUUCUACACUCCAUCAGAUUUAUUAGUACAGUUGUCUUCCAUCUUGGCAAGAUUUCACCCUUCUUGUCCACCCCUCUGUAUACAAUACCCAUGAAUGUUUACACGUCAGAAAACCAAAAAUAUAGCUGUGGUUUGGCUGUAAUUCACAAAGGUCUGAGACACUGCAUUAGGCCACAGCACAAGAAACUUUCGAACAUUUUAUGGUGUGUAUGUGUAUAUCAUUUUAAUACUAAAACAUACAACCUUAUAGCAACAAUCCCAUAGCUAUGUACAAGCCCAAACAUUUAAAUAUGCCAGUACAUCAUACAGUACAUUAAUCAUUGGAGAACGAUCACAUAUGCUGUUUAUGACCUAUAUUGAGUAGAGCCACACGUGUCAUGUAGGUUUUUAAUUUCCUGUUGAAUGUGGAGGUGUGGAAAGAGAGGAGCAAUGAAGUGUAAAGCUGUGGGCCAUGUGGAAAACAAGUACUUUACAUGCAUUCAUAUUGGGUGCACUCUACACCAUAUAGUCUCUGACACUUUAUAUAAUCAGAUACUGUGUGUACACGCUGAUGCAUUCUGUGAUACAAUUUAUCAAACACGCUGACUGUAUUUGAAUCUCUUUGUUACAGUUUCUUGAGUAAUUGUCUUUGCUUGCACACAUGUAUAUGUUGCAGUACAUCUCUGCACACACGCACAAACACACACACACACACACACACACACACACAAACUGAAGAAGGAAAUUGCCAAAAUAUUCUCAGAAAUAACAUGAGCCUUUUGAUGAUUAUCAGAAUAUCUAAUAGUUUUCUUCCUAUCUUGAUUUUGUAUUAGAGUCUAGUGAACAUGCAUUUUAAAUUAAACACCUCAACAACUGUAAUAAAUAUAGUGGUGAUUGAAAUAAUUUCUGUAAAUUCUUAUUUGUGUAGGCAUUUGGUUAUAACUUGGAAGAUGUGAAAUCCAGCUCCAUAUUGUCAUUAAAAAAAAACUAUUAUAUAAUGUAUAUCAAAAUCGAAUUAUAUUUUGCCUGAUCUGGAAAGCAUUUGUUGAAUAAGUACCUCAGAAUAAUUCAUUUGCAGGACAUGCUUGGAAAUAUGAAAUGAAAAAUUUGCUAUUGGGUGGUGUGUUCAGACAACUUUUAAGAAACAACUUUAAGAAUCUGAAGGUAUUAUAUUUUUUAAGUGUUGUAUUAAAUAAAUGAGUAAAAUUA